AUGUCCUUGGGGUACGCUUUCAUGCUUUCAAUUUGCCAAUUGACAAUCCAAGCUGACACACAGUUGUGCACCCUAGUUACCCUCACAACUGGGCUGAAAGUCCACGUCGAGAAAGCUGGUACACAGAGCGAAAAACUUCCGAUCGUGUUUGUGCACGGCCUUGGUGGCUCGUCGACGAAUUACGGACCAGUUAUUCAAACCUCUGGGUUAACCAGGGAGCGCGAAGUCAUCACUUUUGAUCUUGAGGGUCAUGGAUUGAGUCCUCUCUCAGGAGGAAAUAUCUCAAUUGAAGGUUUCGCGGAUUCCAUUGCACUUAUCUUGCAGAGUGCCAAAAUCGAUAAAGCAGUGAUAGUGGGCCACUCUAUGGGUGGGAUUAUCGUGACAACACUAGCAGCCAAAUAUCCCGCUAUAGUAGAUAAAUUGAUUCUCAUUGGACCCGUCAAGGCCUUUCCAGAAGCUGGAGUGAAGGCUUUGACUGCCCGUGCCGCCUCCGUUCGGGAACAGGGGAUGUCGGGCAUUGCCGAUACAGUUGUCGCCGCUGGCACCUCGCAGAUAACGCAGUCAUCUAGACCACUUGCUAAAUAUGCAGUGCGAGCAUCGCUGCUCACGACUCCCGCAGAAGCAUACGCUCUAGCUUGCCUGGCACUUACCAAAGCUGCCGAUCCGGACUAUUCUUUAAUAACAAUGCCCGUGCUUAUUCUCGCUGGUACUGAAGACAAGACUUGCCCUGAGGCGACGGUGAUUUUCUUAUCGGAGAAGAUGCCACAGGCAAAGGUAGUGACUUUUGAGAACGUGGGCCACUGGCACUUGUUUGAAGAGGUGGAAGGUGUUAGCAGGGAAAUUGCAGCGUUUGCUUAA
Molecule: messenger RNA, 858 nt
Organism: Serpula lacrymans var. lacrymans S7.9
Lineage: Eukaryota; Fungi; Basidiomycota; Agaricomycetes; Boletales; Serpulaceae
Exons: 4
Coding region: 1-858 (285 amino acids)
Source: RefSeq, a predicted model, not a curated record